Molecule: messenger RNA, 2356 nt
Organism: Rhodofomes roseus
Lineage: Eukaryota; Fungi; Basidiomycota; Agaricomycetes; Polyporales; Fomitopsidaceae
Product: ARM repeat-containing protein
Exons: 10
Coding region: 147-2207 (686 amino acids)
Biological process (GO): ribosomal large subunit biogenesis; protein import into nucleus
Source: RefSeq, a predicted model, not a curated record
CCCAGAGUCCUCGCGGAGCUGCAAGGCUUGCUGUUCUCCUACACCCCGACGCUCCUCUGUCUGCAACCGCGACGGCAUAUCAUUCGCAAAUCAUAAUCAAGACUUGGGACCUCUGAACUGCUUCGACCUUCACACCACCGUCAGCCAUGGGGAAAUCUCAGAAAAAGCGCCAAAUGAGGAGGCAUAAUCCUAUGCGUGUCCCCGACUCGCAUCUACCCAAGGGACUCGAGGCCGCGUCUUCGUCGUCAUCCAGGAAGGAUGCUAUCCUCCCCAUCCUGCAGAAGAUGGAGAGUGUAGAUCCUGCAGAACGCAAAUGGGCAUGCGUUGCUGUCUCAAAUCUCAUUCAAAACGAUCCGUCGACCCGUAGGCUGCUGCAAGGCAAGAACGUUGUGGGCGCCUUGAUCAAUCGACUUUCAGACAGCGAAGAGGAAGUUAUAGUGGAAGCUACUGGAUCACUGCGGAACCUAUGCAUAGACGGCGGAUUUGACAUCUGUGCGGAAAUGUAUAACAAGAACAUUCUCACACCUCUCAAAACUUUCAUUCCCAAGAUCUCAAAAACCCUAUCUGAAUACCUGGAAAACCCAAAAACUGCACCGGAGAACGCGCAGCAGCUCGUCUACGAGUUCGCAGACAAUGUCAUAACCAUCCUGUGGUGCCUGUCAGAGACUUCGAACAAGGCCAUGAACGCCAUCAACCAGAUCUCGCUGGUCCCAUUCCUCAUGUCGUUCCUAGCGUCAAGGGACAAGCUACCUAUCUCGACUGUGACAUCUGCAGCACAAUGUUUGUAUGUGCUCACCGAUGAGAACCCACCUGCCGUCGAAGAGGUCCGAUCAAAUGCGCCUUACUCCGCCUGCAUUCUCUCCAUAGUACAAUCGAGGGAAGGACUGCCUCAGGCUAAUGGGAAGAACAAGGAGGUCGAGUACGACCGAAGCCUUGCUCUCCAGGUCCUCUGCUGUGGGAUCCUCAGGAAUAUCUCUCCGGUCCCGCCUCCUUCUGUCGCGGCAACAGUCGCUGUAGACCGUGACAUCGUUAUGCCAACCCUAGAGCCUGUCUUAUCCCUGAUUUCCUUGCCCGAGGCGUCACAAGACGCCCAGGAGCAGAUCGCCAAAGAAGACGCUAUCCCAGCACUGGAGAAGCUGUCGCUAAAGCACACGCCCAAGUCGGACCAUAAGACGCCCUCGGAACUCGAGCUCGAGCGGUUAGAGCACAAACUACGAACGGUGCAGUUAGCGCUCGAGGUCCUCACGGGUGUCUGUGCAACGCUGCCCGACCCCGACUUUGACGUACGAGACACGGAUGGCGAGGGUGCCGACGAAGACGACGAGGAGGCGCACGAAGAUGAAGACAUGGACGACGAGCCUGACGUCGACAUGGCGCCUGACGAUGAAUCAGGGAUGAAGGCCCGGAGCGGUUCGAAUGCGACAAUCUUCCAAACGCUCGUCGCUCCCCUCCUCACUCUGAUCCAGCCCACAUCGCUCUCCUUUUCCCCUCUCGAUGGACUUUCCCCCCAUCCGCCCACUACCUCAGCGCUCAGUGCGAUUCACGUCAGCGCGCUUGAGUGUCUGAACAACAUCUUCCUGUCCCUUCGUAGUGCCCAGGUCGAUGCACUACGCGCCGAUCCAGACAGCGGGCGGAGGGUCUGGGAUUCGGCCUGGCAGGCGCUCGGUGCCGUCGGGACCGACGUUGACAAGCCUGGCCAGGAGCGACGGCGCGCGAUGUGGGAAAUCGGUGUCGGCGUGCUCUGGGGCGUGGCCGAAGUGUGGAAGGGCCUCCUUGCGCCAGACGAGACACACGUCAAGGUGCUCAUACAGUUGUGUGACGCUACCACUGACGAGGGCGUCAAGGUGAAAUGCAUUGGUGCACUUGAGUGUCUCGCGCAACAUCCGGAAUCUGUAGAUGCGAAUCGGGUCAUAGCAACGUACUUGCUCUCGCUGCUCCCACCUUGGCCCGCUAAGCCGACGCCGAGAGAACCUCUACUCCAGGCAGUGUCGGCGCUCGUAGACAUAUACUCGGACGAGACGCUACCGUAUGACACAAAUUUCAGGCAGGGGCGGUUCCUCGACGCGCUCGUCGCGAGCGUGGAAGGCGUGCGGAAGGCGGUGCGCGGCAUCGAUAGGAAGAAGGAGCGGGAGCUCAGGGCACGGGGCGAGGAAGUCCGAGACAACCUGGUCGCAUUCAUCGAGUACCGCAGGGGGUUAGGCGUUUGAUUGCGCGUGCGCAGGACCACUGUAAUUGCGUACCGAGGGGCAGUGCCACGGUAGGGUCCCGCAGCUAGGUCGUUCCAUGCUAGUACAAAAUGGAAUUGAGUUGUGUCUUUCGUGACACAGCACUAGUGGUGUAAAAUUCUCAGCGCCAU